This is a messenger RNA of Cydia amplana, 281 nucleotides long. RefSeq names its product cecropin-like. Gene Ontology annotation, cellular component: extracellular region. The transcript has 2 exons. The record is from RefSeq and is a predicted model, not a curated record. Gene Ontology annotation, biological process: antibacterial humoral response. Lineage: Eukaryota; Metazoa; Arthropoda; Insecta; Lepidoptera; Tortricidae. Bases 84 to 278 code for a protein of 64 amino acids.
GUUCGACCAUCAUUCACUUGUCAAUCGUGAGAACGCAACGUUCAGUACAGGACAAUUUGAAAUUCGAACAUUCUAAAUUUAAAAUGAACUUCGGUCGUGUUUUGUUUUUCGUGUUCGCCUGCGUGCUGGCUUUGAGCGCGGUGUCAGGAGCGCCCAACCCUCGGUGGAACCCGUUUAAAAAAUUGGAAAAAGCGGGACGCAACAUCCGUGACGGCAUCAUCAAAGCUGGCCCCGCGGUAGCUGUCGUCGGUCAAGCCGCGACCAUUGCUAAAGGAUAAAAA